CGCUCCGCUCCCAAGCUGUGAGGGAUUCAGGGUAUCAGCGGUCGGUGUAAUGCACAUCCCGAUAGAGAAUCGCCUUAUAAAAUCCAUUCCUCAGCAGGUCAGUUCGAAUUCUGUGUAAUGUUUUGCAGGUGGAUGCAAUGGUAGGGGGAUGACGCGCACAGGCAGCACCACCUUCCCCUCCGCAGCCCCGCGGAGGACAGCGCGAGUUGGGCCGAGGGCAGGCGCUACCCGGCGCCGGUGAUUAUUUACGAGGAGGGAUGGAAGCGGUAUCGUUUUGUUCUCGCAUCUCACCAUGACUAAAAGGUCCAGACGGCAUGGCCCGGCACACAUGACCAAAAUUCGCCUCGACAACAUCAUCCUGACCAAGCAGAACCGAAACGACACAUGCAGACGACUGCUCAUCUUCGUUACCAUGACAACCGUGGCCGUCACUCUGGGACAAGGAUACACACAGUACAAGGAGUAUGUGGACUAUCACAUCAGCAUGUGCUUCUCUGUGGUCAGGAACACCAUGUACGGCACCAAGUCCCUCCUCACCACCGGGAACUGGACAUACCCCGCCCUCCCCACCGAGGAGCCCUGGACGCUAGACGAGGAGGCCGCAGCGAACUUCAGGGAAGAGUUGGAACAGGAGUGUCACAUCAAGCGGGACAUCUCCCUCACCAAGAGCUCGGCCAAAGUGGGGAAGAAGAUCGUGUAUGACGUGGAGCCGCAGCAUUACGUCACGCUGGCUGGACCAAUGUACGUCCUGCUGCCCGAAACGUCACCGUUCGACGGGAAGUUCUACAACACAUGCGCAGUAGUGGGGAAUGGCGGUAUACUCAGGGAUAGCAAAUGCGGAAGCGAGAUCGACACUGCCGACUUCGUGUUUCGCUGUAAUCUCGCGCCGAUCUCGCGAUACCACGAGGACGUGGGGACCCGUACGAACUUCACUACCAUGAACCCUAGCGUCCUCAAGACGUACUACAACCGCGUCAACUCUGAAAACAGCAGGAGAAGGUUCAUCAACCGACUGCAGGAGAUCGGGGACGGCUUUCUGUGGAUCCCCGCCUUCGUGUCCAAGAUGGGAGAGCGGGAAGUGAACUUGUUAAAUUCCAUUCUCAUGGGAGAGAGGUUGAACGGACUGCCUUUGCAGCCAUUGUAUCCGACUAAAGAGGUCACCAGGGCAAUCUUCAAGUUCUGGAACACUCGCAAGCUGGAAGUGCCUCGCCUCACGACUGGCCUAUGCAUGUACACCAUCGCAGCCUCUGUGUGCCGCCAGGUGGCGCUUUACGGUUUCUACCCCUCCAACCACGACAGAGAGGGCAACCGCCUGCCCUACCACUACUACGAGAGGAGGAGCCGCUACAACUUUGAACAAGGGCCACACAAGAUGUACAACGAGUAUAAAGCACUGAAGUCGCUACAUGACAAGGGGAUCGUUAGAUUGCGAGAACGUUGCAAGCCUCUCCCUUCCUACGUCUAUGCAAUGCGAAACAACCCCCAUUACAGGGAUGACAGGGGUCGAUAGGGAAAAAGUCGCCCGAUGAUAACACAGUACAUCCGGUAUGUUCACGUAAUGUUAAAUCCAUAGGCAACAACUUACCCAUCAGAUUGUCGCCUAGUUUUUCCUUGAUUAUAAAAGUAAGCGGAUGGCGUAUACAAUUGUUGUCUCCGAGUAUCGUUUACGAUAUCAGCGAAGUGUAUCAUUUCAGUACGAAGUGGGUGAACAUUCCGCAUGUGCAGUGGUUAACUAACAGUCAUGUGAUCGCCCUGUGUUCAACUCUUUCCAGCCACACGCUACAGCAUAGAACUAUCCACUACCAUAAGGCAAGGCAUUAUCAACUAUCCUUCAUAAGUUUUGUUGUCCAUCAAACCCAAAUGCAGCACUAAAAACUUAGAAAAGGUGAAUCGCUUGCCAAAGUGACAGCGUACAAAACAUCCUUCCACGAUUUUCGUAGCUAACUAGUUCCUCGUCCCUGUGCAAUCCACAACUCUUCUAGGCACAGAUUUCAAAGACGCUUCUUCUUUUACAAUAGUAUAUAUUCUACACCCAGUCGUGUGCCACGGAUUGUAUCACAGGAGGCUCAUAAUGAUGAUGAAAAACUGAUGGUGUCACCAGUGGUAUAUAUAGGUAAGACAUCGUAACUAGAUUCUUCCAGCAGUGUCCAAGCAGCGUAAAUAGUGACCUCUCUCUCACGGGAAUGGAUACAUGGGUAGCGCGCAAUGUUGACAUGAUGUUCUCUACUCUAAACACGACUCACGGGAAUAUAUACAUUGCAUAAUCGCAAUUCCAGACAGACAACAGUAGUUGGUACAACAUACAAGUUCACGUCGCUUCUAAUUGAAGUGUUUACCGGUCUUAGAUACCCAUUGAAGAAGAGACCUACCGGUAGUAUUACUCAGGUGCUGCGCUUCCUGUUGCCAUUGAUAGGGGGCAGUUGACUCUUGUUUAUUGCUUCACAUUUGCUGCUGUCACAAGUCCCGAAGUAUUUAAACCUCAUUCACACAUUGCAAAUAGAUUAGAGUGUGGAAUGGGAAGUCCACUCUCGUUGAAAAUAGCUGCAUAUGAGUAAAGAUUAUAAUGCCGUACGAUCCAUGCAUUGUUUGAGAAAAAGGCACCUGCAAAGGUCGAUAUAUACAUUCAGCUACAUGAUCAUGGAAAUGGCGAAGUAGUAAUCAGGUGCCGCAGUUUACAAAUACACGAGGAAAACUUUCUAGUGAAAAUGUCUGAACCACAAACACAAGUCACGUAGCUCUAUGCAACUCCCGUAAGAUUGCCUUGGACGUGCUAAAUUGCUAGUCAGGUUUUGAAAAUCUACACGUACAAUAUACCAUUCAUUCUUGACUUAAACAUGUUCAAGGACGUGCUACUAUAGAGAGGAAGGUUAGCAAGAACAGUGGAAGGAACCUACCAUGCAUUUUCAGUGAUGACUGGAGCUCAGAGAUACAUGUAUGCACAGCGUAGCGUGUCCCACAGCCCUCACGAGGGCAAGUGCAAAGUACAUUAGUGAACGAAAGGCGGUUCUCAGUCGCACUCCCAAUCCGGGUACGUUUUCAAGGUUCCUUUCUUUCCUGACUUGAUUCUGUCCAUGGAUGAAGUCAGUCGCCCAGGUAUCGCGUAAUCCGCAAACAUAUGGGGUUCUUAUAGCAUUGUACACAUGCUGGUGUUGCACAAAGUACUAGUCAGGGCGCGAAGGCGAAAUUUAGCAAGUGAUUAUAGAAAAAGAUGAGUGUUGGGUUCCCAGAGUGUUCAGUAAGACCGUGUGAUGUCACACCGCUUAACAACACGUGAACUACAUUCUACCAUCAUUUCCGUCUCUAGCUUUGGUCAAAUAGAUGCUGUCGAGGCAUCGUUGGAAAAAAUGGUAGCCAUAGAGGGUAAACAUAGAAAACAGCGCUGCUGGUAGUUAGAUCCCUAUCUUACCUCAACAGGUAGUUAGACAACUGUAUGACCAAGAAGAUAUGCAGUCAGUAAGAAUGCCAUGUAGAAAUUUUAGCUUUAAGCGUACACAUGU
This is a messenger RNA of Branchiostoma belcheri (Belcher's lancelet), 3497 nucleotides long. RefSeq names its product CMP-N-acetylneuraminate-poly-alpha-2,8-sialyltransferase-like. The coding region runs from base 293 to 1510 and encodes 405 amino acids. Gene Ontology annotation, biological process: oligosaccharide metabolic process; N-glycan processing. Gene Ontology annotation, molecular function: alpha-N-acetylneuraminate alpha-2,8-sialyltransferase activity. Lineage: Eukaryota; Metazoa; Chordata; Leptocardii; Amphioxiformes; Branchiostomatidae. The record is from RefSeq and is a predicted model, not a curated record. The transcript has 5 exons.